Molecule: messenger RNA, 2367 nt
Organism: Copidosoma floridanum
Lineage: Eukaryota; Metazoa; Arthropoda; Insecta; Hymenoptera; Encyrtidae
Gene: CNT2
Product: Concentrative nucleoside transporter 2
Biological process (GO): nucleoside transmembrane transport
Cellular component (GO): plasma membrane
Molecular function (GO): nucleoside:sodium symporter activity
Source: RefSeq, a predicted model, not a curated record
AUGUCUAAUGGUGUAGGUGCCCAGGCCUUCACUGAUGAUGAAGAUUCCGUUGAAUCUGAGUUGUCAUCAAAAGAAGCGGAAAAAAAUUCAACAGACGGUGGCUCGGAUUGUCUACGCUCAUUUCUAUCAAGAAACGAAAAUUGUUUUAAAUACUUGCUUCUCGCAACUGUGAAUCUCCUUGUCAUAACGUACUUCGUAUUUGCAAGUCUUUAUUGGUAUAAAAAUUCGGUUGAUAAUAACUUGCAAUGGUGCGACGGAUACGGAAUGCUCGUAUUGCUCGUUGGAUUUGCGUACCUUAGAAUUGUCUAUUACAAAAUUAUCAAGAAAUUUUUCAGCGAAUCAAUUUCAAAAUGCUUAUUGCCUUGUACUUUGGGCAUUCGUAGGAUUGGUCAAAAAAGACGCAUUUGCUUGUCUACAAAGGUGUUUUUUUCUUUAAUAAUACUUGCUGCAACAAUUAUUUUUCUUGCCUUUGACACUGCCGAUUCUAGAAAUAGAUUAAUAAGCUUUGCCGGUGUGGCCGCUAUUUUAGCGUUUGGUUGGAUCUUUUCUAAACAUCCAACGAAGGUAAAUUGGAGACCAGUAAUAUGGGGUUUGAUACUUCAAUUCGCUUUUGGUCUGUUUACCAUCAGAUGGUCGGUUGGUCGAGAAAUUUUUACGUGUAUUUCAAAUAAAGUAGCUAUCUUCUUAAACUUCGCAAGAGAAGGUGCCAAAUUCGUAUUCUCCCCAGAGAUUGUCAACAAUGGAGUGUUUGCAUUUUCCGCACUUCCAGUAAUAUUUUUCUUCAGUUUUAUGAUACAAAUAUUGUAUUAUUGGGGAGUUAUGCAAGCCGUUAUAAAAAAUAUCGGAUGGUUUCUCCACGUUAUCAUGGGGACUACGGUUUGCGAGUCCAUUAAUGCAGCAGCUAAUACAUUUAUAGGAAUGACUGAGUCUCCUCUUCUGAUUAAGCCGUACAUAAAUCAACUAACGAAUUCAGAACUUCAUGCUAUAAUGUGUUCUGGAUUUGCUACUGUAUCCGGAACGGUUUUGGCCGCUUAUAUAAAUUACGGGGCUGAUCCAGCACAUUUAAUCACAGCCUCGGUAAUGGCGGCACCGGCUGCACUUUGUUUUUCAAAAUUAUUCUAUCCCGAGACUGAGAAAAGUGUAACAACCUUUAAGAAUAUAAAGCUCGAAAAAUCACAAGAUAGUAGCGUCCUCGAUGCAGCGACUAAGGGCGCCUUGGCUGGAAUUCCGCUUAUUUUGGGUAUUAUAGCAAAUAUCGUUGCUUUUGUUUCCGCGGUCGCUUUUCUUAAUACCAUUCUAUCCUGGCUGGGUUCCCUCGUUGGAUAUGACUACAUAACUUUUGAGUGGCUGCUAUCGAAAGCAUUUAUGCCACUAAGCUGGUUGAUGGGAGUGCCUUGGGACGAGUGCGAAGACGUUGGUAUGCUCAUAGGCCUUAAAACUGUAGUGAACGAGUUCGUUGCUUACGAAAAGUUGGGGGAAUUUAAAAAUGCUAAUAGACUAAGUCGAAGAACCGAAGCUAUUGCUACCUUCGCUAUUUGUGGCUUCUCGAAUCCAGGCUCGAUCGGUAUUAUGAUCGGUGGUUUGGCUACAAUGGCUCCUGAAAAGCGCGAGCAAAUCGCUAAUUCAGCCAUCAGAGCUUUUGUAGCCGGGAGUAUGGUCUGUUUUCUCACAGCUUGUAUUGCAGGAGUACUUAUGGAUGAAAGAUUUUACGAGCCUGUCUAAAUCGUUACUUAGUAAAAAAGAAUGUUAUGAAAUUAAUUAACUUUUCUUUCAUUCUUACCUCUGCAUGGUAAGGAUAAUAUUAGUAAGACAUAAAGUUCCACAUUACUUAAAGUAUCAUAAUAAGUUUGUACAGCAAAUGUUAUCAAAAAACUUUUUUUUAAUUUUGUGUAACUAUUUUAACAAUUCAUAUUUCAGGAAAAUUUAAAGUUCAAUAUAAUAUUUGCAUGCUUUUCAUCCCUUACAUCACUCUGUACUAUCCAUAAAAAAUCGCAUCAUAAAUUAGAAUUAAAUUUUUUAGCUAUAUUUUUGGUUAAUUAAAUAUCACUAUCAACUUGUUGUCCAUAAUGUAAAAUAGUUAGAAGCUUUCGUUCGAAAUCUUUACAGCAGUGUUUGUUAAAUUUUCAUUAAGCAUUAACAAGUAAUCAAUAACUUUGGAUUUACAAUACCACAUUUUAUGUUUAUAAGACUGAAUGAAUAAAUAAAUUGUUGUUAUAUUGUUUUCUGUGUAUAAAUUAUGUAUAGUUAAAUUCGCUAUUGAUAACACUCAUAAUUGUAGCUUCCAGAGAGCUAUUAAAGGUAUAAAAAAAACUUUUUUUUUGUAUUUUAUGAUGUAACACGAAGAAAAUUUUUUAUUCAGUUAACAUU